AAUAAAUAAAUAGUGAAGAGGGCAGCGAGACGCGGUGGAAAGGGAGAAGGAAGAAGAAGCCCAGCAGCAGCAGUAGCGAUGGGGAAGGAGCCGACGGAUGAGCAGGUGGCGUCGAUGAAGGAGGCCUUCAAUCUGUUCGACACCGACGGCGACGGCCGGAUCGCCGCGUCGGAGCUUGGCAUCCUGAUGCGCUCCCUUGGCGGCAACCCGACCCAGGCCCAGCUCAAGGAGAUCGCCGCCACCGAGGGCCUUACCGACCCCUUCGACUUCCCCCGAUUUCUCGAUCUCAUGCGCAAGUACCUCCGCCCCGAGCCCUUCGACCGCCAGCUCCGCGAUGCCUUUCGCGUCCUCGACAAGGAUUCCACCGGCAAAGUCUCCGUUGCUGACCUACGCCACGUACUCACCAGCAUCGGCGAGAAACUUGAGCCCGCUGAGUUUGACGAGUGGAUCCGCGAGGUGGAGGUCGGCCCCGACGGUACUAUCCAAUACGAAGACUUCAUUGUUCGCAUGGUCGCCAAGUGAUCCUUUCCUUUCCAGCGGCGUCUGAGUCAGAUUUUCUUUCCAAGCACGAAAUUGCAUGGAGGACUGGUCAUGACUUAUGGUUGUAUCGAAUGACUCGUUAUAUUUUCUUCACCAGUAUUACGUCGGACUUGGUUGUUUAACAUUAUUAGUUUGAUUAACAUCUUGUUUUGUUGAAUGGCCGAUGCAUUGAACCUGUGUUUGAAUUGUUACCAGAAAACUCAACCGUGUUGCAUUUUCAAAUUCUGUUUUGUUUGUAAUGAAUCUUGCACUUUGAAAAGUAUCAGAGUUGGAUACAA
Molecule: messenger RNA, 818 nt
Organism: Zingiber officinale
Lineage: Eukaryota; Viridiplantae; Streptophyta; Magnoliopsida; Zingiberales; Zingiberaceae
Product: probable calcium-binding protein CML7
Exons: 2
Coding region: 79-522 (147 amino acids)
Cellular component (GO): myosin II complex
Molecular function (GO): calcium ion binding
Source: RefSeq, a predicted model, not a curated record